GUGGGAACUCCACAAUGACGGAUCAUACCUGUCUCCUGGCACUUUCAGAUUGUGAGUCAAGUAGGGUCAGUUUGUCCCUGGAGGUCAUUCAUUCAAGAGGUCAUUCACCCUCGAGUGGCAGCAAAGGUUCCAGGCCUGGGCGUGUGCAAAAGGCAGAGCUACCGGAUGGGCCCCUGCUGCUGUGAGCUCUGAAGGUGAAUUGCCUAGCUGCAACAGUGUGUUCUUGGAGAAAGUUCUCAGGAGAAAGAAGAGGGAAACACAGAAAGUAGGGCCGGACCACCCCGCCGGAACCGGAGGCCCCAGGAAUCCCAGAUCUAGAGCCAGGAACAUCUCAACCAGGAGCAGGGACAUGGACCACAGCGCGGAGGAGGCUGCAGCGAGCCCUGAGGUGUCCCAGGAACUGCUGGAAGAAAUGGUCUGGGUUUUUCGUGUAGAAGAUGCGGCUCCCUGGAAUUAUUCCAUGCUGGUUCUGGCCGUCCUGGUGGUGGUGAUAAGCAUGGUCCUCCUGAGGAGGAGCAUCCUGUCAAACAGAAAUCGAAAGAAGCAGCCACAGGACAAAGAAGCACCAGAAGACCCGCACCUACACGGUUCCGGAAUGAAAGAAAACAGCAGUCUGAGCAACCUAAGAGAGACGCUUAUCUCAGGGACUGCAGACGCGGCCCCGGGGGAAACUGGGUUGAACGAGAAAGACGUGCCACUGGUCUUUCUACCGGACCCACAGGAAACCGAGAGCUAGGAAGCAUCGAGAGAAUAUGCUAUCCUAGCUAGACACGUGACUGUGAUCUGAGCUCAGCUUCGGGGCCUCAAACUCCUCAGGUUAGACAGCACCCCCCCACACACAAGCAGCCUAACUUAUUUUUAGCAGACACAAUAAACAAACUACAAUCAGAUGAAAA
Molecule: messenger RNA, 896 nt
Organism: Psammomys obesus (fat sand rat)
Lineage: Eukaryota; Metazoa; Chordata; Mammalia; Rodentia; Muridae
Gene: Slc51b
Product: solute carrier family 51 subunit beta
Exons: 4
Coding region: 350-736 (128 amino acids)
Biological process (GO): bile acid and bile salt transport
Cellular component (GO): plasma membrane
Molecular function (GO): protein heterodimerization activity; transmembrane transporter activity
Source: RefSeq, a predicted model, not a curated record